CACUUCUUCUUGUUCUUGAUUGCUCGGGGAACAAAGUUCAAAGCCGAAAACGGAAACUUUUCUGUCAGAUUGUUUUAGUUCUUAGUAAAAUGAAAGACUAAGCUCGACUAUUGAGUAGCUUUAGCUGGUUUCAUCAAAUGAAGAGGAUUUUAGUUGUGUUUACUAACUGCUGUGUUUUGGUUGGUUGAAUGUGAUCUGGGGUUACUUAAGCUGGCGGGGCUACCAAGCAGCCAAAUACUGGCCUCUUUUUAGGAUUGAAAGGGAAGGAGUUGGCUCUGCAUCCCUCUAAUUGAAACAGAGUUGUUUGGCAGAAUAUUUUUGUUCCUGUAUCUGUUUGGCUGUUGAGAUUUAUAUGCAAGUCAGAGGAAGACAACAUUGCCAAAAGGAUUAAAUGGAAAAUGGGGAUGCUAGGAUUAUGCAGACUAGAGAAAUGGGUAACUCAUGGUUGCAUGGAUUUCUCUGCUUAAGGUGGUCACUAGAGAAAUAGUGCAACUUUGGUUUGGAACUUCAUCCCGUGUUGUAUCUGAUUUAUGUGCAUAAAAGAUUAAUUUGAGAUAAUUUAUCCACAAGAGUUGUGUGCUUAGUUAUGGAAUCACUGUGGAAGCUUUUAUAUUUACUUGAGCCUGCCCCUGUUACUCUCGUAGUUACAGCAGUGGCUGUGACAUUUGGAUCUGCAUUUCGUGCUCUGAAUUAUGGGAAAGAAAUGGAGCGGAAUCGUGACUUGUCAGAAGCAUCAAUUACUUUAGAUAGGUCCCAAGCACUAAUGAUUCCAGUAAUGAGCUCUUGUAGCUUGCUUUUGAUGUUUUACCUGUUUUCUUCUGUCUCACAACUCCUGACUGCAUUCACAGCUGUUGCCUCCGUUUCAUCCCUUUUCUUCUGUCUAUACCCGCAUGUUGCCUAUUUGAAAUCACAAUUUGGUUUGGCUGACCCAUUUGUGUCUCGGUGCUGUUCAAAGUCAUUCACCAGAAUACAAGGGUUAUUACUGUUGGCAUGCUUUGUUACAGUUGCAGCUUGGCUUGUUUCAGGGCAUUGGAUAUUGAACAAUUUGUUAGGUAUCUCCAUCUGUAUCGCAUUUGUUAGUCAUGUGCGCCUUCCAAACAUCAAAAUAUGUGCGAUGCUUCUUGUAUGUUUGUUCGUGUAUGACAUAUUUUGGGUUUUCUUCUCUGAAAGAUUUUUCGGGGCUAAUGUCAUGGUAUCGGUAGCAACACAACAAGCAUCAAACCCUGUUCACACAGUUGCUAAUAGUUUGAGUCUUCCUGGCUUACAAUUGAUUACAAAGAAGCUAGAGUUGCCUGUAAAGAUUGUUUUUCCAAGGAAUUUGUUGGGUGGUGCAUCACCUGGUGGGAACACAGCAGACUUCAUGAUGCUUGGUCUUGGUGACAUGGCCAUUCCUGCCAUGCUUCUAGCAUUAGUCCUUUGUUUUGAUCAUCGAAAGAGUAGGGAAACAGUAAAUCUUUUAGAUUUACAUUCCUCAAAGGGGCACAAAUACAUAUGGUAUGCGCUUUCUGGGUAUGCUAUUGGACUAGUGACUGCUCUAGCAGCUGGCAUUUUGACUCACUCUCCUCAACCUGCUCUUCUUUAUCUGGUACCUUCGACAUUGGGACCUGUAAUUUUCAUCUCCUGGUUAAGGAAGGAACUAGUUGAAUUAUGGGAAGGAACCAUGCCAAACCUCAAUGAGAAGGAACGACAAAUAGAAGUCUGAGCCAUCUCUUCGUAUGAUCCAACGCCACAUAAGGGCAUGCAUAGCCAUGUGGUUGUAUAUUUCUUUGAAAAGUAUAGUAUAUGAAGAAUUCAAUGUUUUACUUUGUUGAAUCCAACUUUGAUUAUGAAAUAUGUCCCUAAUGGAAGGCAGAAAGCAAACUUGGUGAGCCAAGCUGUAGCAUAUUGGGAGAGCAACUAUUUGCUUUAUGAUGCUUUCUGGUU
Messenger RNA from Theobroma umbraticum, 1923 nucleotides. RefSeq names its product SIGNAL PEPTIDE PEPTIDASE-LIKE 1 (gene SPPL1). NCBI's taxonomy places the organism in Eukaryota, Viridiplantae, Streptophyta, Magnoliopsida, Malvales, Malvaceae. Gene Ontology annotation, biological process: membrane protein proteolysis. Gene Ontology annotation, molecular function: aspartic endopeptidase activity, intramembrane cleaving. Gene Ontology annotation, cellular component: cytoplasmic side of endoplasmic reticulum membrane; Golgi-associated vesicle membrane; lumenal side of endoplasmic reticulum membrane. The record is from RefSeq and is a predicted model, not a curated record.